Tarenaya hassleriana is the source of this 672-nucleotide messenger RNA. Its product is annotated as ethylene-responsive transcription factor ERF098. The transcript has a single exon. Gene Ontology annotation, biological process: regulation of DNA-templated transcription; ethylene-activated signaling pathway. Bases 99 to 569 code for a protein of 156 amino acids. The record is from RefSeq and is a predicted model, not a curated record. Gene Ontology annotation, molecular function: DNA-binding transcription factor activity; DNA binding. Lineage: Eukaryota; Viridiplantae; Streptophyta; Magnoliopsida; Brassicales; Cleomaceae.
CCCAAAAAAAAAACAAGAAUCCAUCAAACACAAGAGAUUAAUCUAUCUCUUGUUCUGUAAUAAUCUUUUCUAUCUUAUCUGAAAAUUCUUCUCAAGUGAUGGAGGGUUCAAGCACGAGGAGCAACAACAACAACAACCAGCAAGAAGACCGUCAAGCUCGAUACCGUGGCGUGAGGAGGCGUCCGUGGGGAAAAUAUGCAGCCGAGAUACGUGAUCCGUCGAGGAACGGUUCGCGGCUUUGGCUCGGUACGUUCGAUACAGCUGAAGAUGCCGCACGUGCUUAUGACCGAGCGGCUUUUAACCUAAGGGGCCAUCUUGCUAUACUCAACUUCCCCAACGAGUAUUAUUCUCGUGUCGCCGAUUAUUCUCCUCGCCCUCCCCUCCCUCAUGCUUCUUCUUCUUCUUCGUCGUUUUCGAGUUCCUUUAAUUACAUGUCUUCCGGUUCAAAUUCGUCUGGUGGGUCUCGACAAAACGAGGGGGAAGUGUUCGAGUUUGAGUAUUUGGACGAUAGGGUUUUGGACGAACUUCUUGGAGGAGAAGAGAGGAAGAAGCGAAGUAAUCAUGAUUAAUAGUGAUUACUAUUUAAUGUUGCUAAAUGUUUUUGUAUUAAUUUAAUGUUUUCGACUGUUUUAUGUUGGUGUUCUUAUGACAACUUGUGGUGACUAAAUAUAC